UCUCGCGCCUCGUUCUCGCGAGAAGUCGGCGAGAGGUCGGCGGUUGGGCCGGUGUUCUCGGGGAGGAGGCCAGAAGCGCCUGGGAGUCGGGCCUGGACGGCUAACCGGGAGGCUACGCAGCCGCAGCGGAGCGACAUGGCGGAGACGGACCCCAAGACCGUGCAGGACCUCACGGCCGUGGUGCAGACCCUCCUGCAACAAAUGCAGGACAAGUUCCAGAUCAUGUCGGACCAAAUCAUUGGCAGGAUUGACGACAUGAGUUGCCGCAUCGACGACCUGGAGAAGAACAUCGCGGAUCUCAUGACCCAGGCCGGAGUGGAGGAACUGGAAGGAGGCGAAAACAAGGCGCCCCCCACCAAGACCUCAACCUGCCAAUAAUCUUCGAGGGUCACAGAAAAGAAACCUUUUUACAAGCCUACACUGGUUUCCAGACACCAUUGUUUUUGUUUCCUUUUAUUUUUCCAAUAACUAGUGUGUAAAAGCAUUUUUUCUACAGCGGUAGAACUUGUGUUCUUAAUGUAUCUUGUAUAACUAGAUUUGGAACAGUUUCUAUUCUGACUUCUUGUGCGUUGUGACUUUCACACACUUUUUGGAAUUGACACGUUCUAUACUAAUUUCAAUUAUUAAAACAUAAUUUGAUAGCUUGAGGGGUCAGCUACAGUGCUAACGCUCUAAAAGUGGACUUUUGUGAGAAUUUGGAUGUAAAAAAACGUUCCUUUUCCUGGUCCUUUUUUAUUUUUGUAAUUCCUUUUACUUAGUGGGUCGAAAGUGUUGUGCUUUCUGUCAGCCUAUUUUGUGCACAAGGAUGAAAAUGUGUUGUGAGUCAUUUACAGAUCUCUUGCUCUGUUAGUAAUAAGUUAAACGUUGGAAACAAUCCAUUUUGGAUACCUUGAGCUGUAUCUCUCCUUCGUUUUCUAUUAUUGAUUUGAGGAAGUUGAUAAUUGAAAAAAAUUUGAACAGUAAAUCAUGUUAAAGUAAACUCUCAACAAUAUCGGCCUGCAAACGGGAUUUUGUUAUUGGGUGGGUAUCGCUUAAGCAGGACCCCUGAUAGUUCUAAGUAUAGAGACCAAUUCCUUGGAUUUAUAAUAAAAUGCACAAUUUCUUUCAAAGAUGA
Thamnophis elegans (Western terrestrial garter snake) is the source of this 1114-nucleotide messenger RNA. It is a transcript of the gene HSBP1, whose product is annotated as heat shock factor binding protein 1. Gene Ontology annotation, molecular function: transcription corepressor activity. Gene Ontology annotation, cellular component: nucleus; cytosol. Bases 136 to 378 code for a protein of 80 amino acids. The record is from RefSeq and is a predicted model, not a curated record. The transcript has 4 exons. NCBI's taxonomy places the organism in Eukaryota, Metazoa, Chordata, Lepidosauria, Squamata, Natricidae. Gene Ontology annotation, biological process: cellular heat acclimation.